CUUUCUUUGUUGAUGACUCUGUCAUCUCUCUGGUUUGUUUUUCUCCUUGUUCAUCAUGAUUUAGUUUCCAUUUAGAAUUAAAUUUGAUCUUUGUUUCUUUUAUUUUCGAUUUGAUUUUAUUUUAAUUUUCCAUCCGAGUGCCAUGAGAUUUAAUCUAAAUCCUAAUUCGAGUAAAAUUGAUACAAUUUAUCGGAGUAUCUUGUUGAGUAAAUUUUUCACCCAAGGAUGGGGAGACCCCGAGAAUAUGAAAAAGAUAUUUUCUUUAAGAAAAAUUAUGUCAAACCGAGAAUCGUGUAUGAAAAUGGUCUCAACCAAUCAUCCAAUUUAUAUCGAUAAGGUUGUCGAAGAUACCAAAGAAUAUACUCUUACUGAAGGUCAUUUUAUCAGUCCCCUGGAAGAAUAUCUAUCGGAAGGUAUUCCAGAGGAAUCAAGAAUUGCAAGAUUCCAAUUGUUGGUACCCAAAACAUGGAGACAUCCAUAUCUCAAGCCUAUUUGCCUUCAUUUAGCUGGAACCGGUGAUCAUUUUUUCUGGCGGCGAAGAGCUCUAAUGGCGAAACCUUUGCUACGUGAAUCUGGAAUUGGUUCAAUCAUUUUGGAAAAUCCUUUUUAUGGAUCUCGUAAACCUCCGGAUCAAAUUCGUUCAUGUCUUCGUAAAGUUUCAGAUAUUUUUAUCAUGGGUGGUUGUUUAAUCCUUGAGUCAAUUGCGCUUUUCAAUUGGUGUGAGAAAAUGAACUUUGCUCCUCUCUGUGUAACGGGUAUUUCCAUGGGUGGACAUAUGGCAUCUUUGGCUGGUGUUAGUUGGAACAAGCCGAUUUCAAUAAUACCUUGUCUCUCAUGGACAACGGCUUCUUGUGCAUUCACUCAAGGUGUUUUAAGUGGUGCUAUUCCCUGGCAAACAUUAGAAGAUCAAUACGUUCAAUAUGGUUCAGAGUUUCAAAACGAAGUCAAGAAAAUGAUCCAUUCACCUGAAUGGGAUGAGGUAUUUAAUGCGGGAAGAAAAUUCGCUCAAAACUUUCCAUCUAGUCUCGAUUCAAUGGUCAAUGGAAAUGGUUCCAAAGGAGAUGAGCAAAACUCUGAUCUCAAGUUAGACUGUCUUAAUUUCAUGCGUGGUAUUAUGGAUGAAUGUACUCACCUUGGUAAUUUUGGUCCACCGGUCGAUCCCGAAUUAGUAACCAUUGUCACUGCUUCUCAAGAUGCCUAUGUACCGAGAGAUGGUAUCAUACCCUUGACCAAAAUUUGGCCUGGAGCUAAACUACAUACUCUUGAGGGUGGACAUGUAACAGCGAUACUUUUUAACAUGGAUGUUUUCAGAGAAAUGAUUACAUCUUCAAUUAAAUUGAACGCACAGAGAUAUUAUCGACAAGAGCUGUGAUAAUGAUCAAGCCACUUUUAUUACGAGAUUGCUAACAAUCAAAAAUACAACUUAAUUGAUGAAUGUAGAUCCAAUUAAUGUGAUAAAACUCCUUCUUCAAAUUUCCCCUUUUACAUUUCAUCAAAUAAUUAAUAAUUUGGCCGAUUGCUGAUGUACAUCAUUUGCCUGGAAAAAUAUCAAUUUGUUAAUCAUCUCUGGUUUCAUAAUCAUCUAAAUCAUUUAAACUCUCAACAAAUAUAUUAUUACUUUUCCUAUUCCAUGUGAGAUAAUCAUUUCUAACAAUUAACUGAUUCAAUUGAUGCAUAAUUAGUAAUAAUCAACCAUGAAGCCAGAAAUGCAAUUAUAUUAAAAAAGAAAGAUUAACUUUACAAUUAAUUAAAAGUUAAAUUGUAAACCAAUGUAA
Panonychus citri (citrus red mite) is the source of this 1775-nucleotide messenger RNA. Its product is annotated as protein ABHD18-like. The record is from RefSeq and is a predicted model, not a curated record. NCBI's taxonomy places the organism in Eukaryota, Metazoa, Arthropoda, Arachnida, Trombidiformes, Tetranychidae. The transcript has 8 exons. Bases 143 to 1372 code for a protein of 409 amino acids.